This is a messenger RNA of Peromyscus californicus insignis, 4590 nucleotides long. RefSeq names its product glycerophosphodiester phosphodiesterase domain containing 3 (gene Gdpd3). Gene Ontology annotation, molecular function: phosphatidylcholine lysophospholipase A1 activity; phosphoric diester hydrolase activity. Lineage: Eukaryota; Metazoa; Chordata; Mammalia; Rodentia; Cricetidae. The coding region runs from base 515 to 1390 and encodes 291 amino acids. The transcript is spliced from 10 exons. Gene Ontology annotation, cellular component: endoplasmic reticulum membrane. The record is from RefSeq and is a predicted model, not a curated record. Gene Ontology annotation, biological process: glycerophospholipid catabolic process.
GAUGAGGAUGGGGUAUAAGGAAUCCCAGUCUCCUGGAAAGGGGUCGGUUUCCCUUCAGUCACUGUCUUCCCCGACAGCUUCCUGUUUAACCAGCUGGGGUGAUUUGUUGUGACUCAGGGGCACCCUACAUCCCCAAAUUCCUGGGAAGUGGCAAAGGCAGCUACAGAUCCUGGCCACAAGCACCCAUGGGAGACAGAAAGGUCUAAAAAAUGGUGACCCCCCACCCACCCACACAGUCAAGAACAGAAGGGGGUGUUGGGAUCUGUGAAAAGUCUGUGGACAUGAAGCCCAGGGCUGCCUGCCUGAGUUCCUGCGCCUGCUCCAGCUCUGCAGUCUGGCCAAGUGCCAGGAGCACAGCAGCAGGCCCAGCAGGUCCCGGGGCGUGGCACUGCCCAGCAGUGGAGCCAGCCUACACUGGCUCGGCAGGCAGGCUCCGCGGCGGCAGCAGCAGGCAGCAGAGCCCCACGGGACUGGGAGGCUGCACUGUGGCAGACACCUGCUGAGGGGUGAGGCUAUGGUCCCCAUCCUGUAUCUCCUCCUGCCCACCCUGGGCAGCUAUGUCGCGCUCUCCAUCUUCUUCCUGCGCCGACCUCACCUGCUGCACGCAACCAGGGCUCCGGCCUUCCCCAUCCGCCUGGCUGCCCACCGCGGAGGGUCUGGAGAGCGGCUGGAGAAUACUAUGGAGGCCAUAGAGAAUUCCAUGGCCCAGCGAGCAGAUCUCUUGGAACUUGACUGCCAGCUCACACGGGAUGGAGUGGUGGUAGUAUCGCACGACAAGAACCUGUCCCGCCAGUCAGGCCUAAAUAAGGAUGUGAACAGCCUGGACUUUGAGGAACUGCCCCUCUACAAGAAAGAACUGGAGAUCUAUUUCUCACCAGGCCAUUUUGCCCACGGGUCAGAUCGACACAUGAUACGACUGGAGGAUGUAUUCCAGAAAUUUCCAAGGUUGCCCAUGAGUGUGGAGAUCAAAGAAAAAAAUGAAGAGCUCAUUCACAAGGUAGCCAACCUGGCUAGGAGCUUUGACCGCAGCGAUAUUACCAUCUGGGCUUCAGAGAAGAACUCAGUCAUGAAGAAGUGCAAGGCUGCCAACCCUGACAUGCCGAUGGCCUUCACCAUAUUGAGAUCAAUCUGGAUACUGCUGCUCUACUACCUGGGGCUGCUACCUUUUGUCUCCAUCCCUGAGAAGUUUUUCUUCUGCUUCCUGCCCACCAUCAUCAACAGGACUUACUUCCCAUUUUCCUGUGGAUGGAUGAAUCGACUAUCAGCUACAGUUACAAAAUGGUUCAUCAUGAGGAAAAGCCUGAUCCAACAUUUGCAGGACCGAGGGGUGCAGCCUGGCACUGAGGCUGGAAGAUGGUGUCAGAUCCCUGGAAGCCGGAGUUACAGAUAGUUUUGAGCUGCCAUGUGGAUGCUGGGAUCAAAUCUGGCUCCUCUGCAAGAGCAGCAAGUGCUCUGAACUGCUGACCCAUUUCACUGGCCUCCUUUUGGUUGUUUUUUUUUUUUUUGUUUGUUUGUUUUUUUGAGGCAGGGUCUCACCAUAUAACUCUUGAUAUGUAGACCAAGCUGGCCUCGGACUCACAGAGAUCCACCUGUCUCUGACUCUUGAGUGCUGGGAUUAAAGGCGUGUGCCACCCUGCCUGGCCUUGGUUUUGUUUUGUUGGCUUGUUUUCAUUUUUUUAUUGUUUUAUUUUAUGCAUAUGGGUGUUUUGCAUGCACGUGUAUCUAUGUACCUCAUGUGUGCCUGGUACCCAAAGAGGCCAGAAGAGGGCAUCAGAUCCCCUGGAAAUGUAGUUACAAAUUGGCUGUGAGCCACCAUGUGGGUGCUGGGAAUCCAAGCAAGGUCCUCUGGAAGAGCAACUAGUGAUCUUUUUUUUUUUGGUUUUUUGAGACAGGGUUUCUCUGUGUAGCUUUGCGCCUUUUCCUGGAACUCACUUGGUAGCCCAGGCUGGCCUCGAACUCACAGAGAUCCGCCUGGCUCUGCCUCCCGAGUGCUGGGAUUAAAGGCGUGCGCCACCACCGCCCGGCCGCAACUAGUGAUCUUAACCACUGAGCUAUCCGGUCUUUUAUGUAGGCCAGGCUGGCCUCACUCAUGGCAAUCCUCUUGCCCUACCUCCCUAAUGAUGGAGUUGCGGGCACAAACCACUGUGCCUGGCUUUGGACAUUAAGUCAGCAAGCCUCACUGAGAUGGAUCCACACAUUGACCUGGGAUGAGAGCUUUCUAUCAAACAUGGGGGGGAAAAAGGAGCCUGUCAACCCCAUGUGGGAUGUGAUGUCACAGCUAAGGACAGGAGCCAGUAUUAUGGGCCACAGACAGUGGGCGGUGGGAUCAGUUGGAAGAAGGGUGAGGGGAAGACAGCUCUUGGGCAGAAGAAGGGCAUCACAGGCAGGCAUCUAGAGGGUUAAAGCUUGGAGGACACAAGGCUGGGCUCCGAGGAACUGGGUGGGUUCCCUUGGCUAAGGGCAGUGGAGGUCAGCUAGACCCACUGGCCUCAUGUCUAACAGGACCACGAUCCUCAGCACCCAGGGAGGGAAGCUUUAGAAGGUCUGCCGUAGGAAACACGGCCCAGAUAAAUUCAUACAGUAAGAUUCACUUGGUCUACAACAUGGCGGCCGUGUGAUGGUGGGACAGGAGAGUGUCAUUAAGAGCCUGAUGUGGCCAUGAACAGGAGUCAAACUUGAGUGACCGCAGUGGGGACAGACGGAACAGUUAACUCCCAGAGAGAAGCUUGGGCCACUGCCUGUAUGGAUGAGGCACGAGGAGAACAGCUGUUCCUUACCAGCCCCCUCUCACCUCUGACCUCCACGUGUUUAAAGACGGGACCCUUGCCUGUGAAACUAAGACAUCUAAAACUGUCCUGUCAGCCAGCUGCAGGGGCUCCACACAUAGUUCCUGGGAAACAGAGGCAAGAGGAUGGUGAGUUCUAGACCAGCGUGGGCUAAAUAAUACUCCCUGCCUCACAAGAACAAAACAAAGAUGAACAGUGAUUCAGUGGCUAAAGGCUUCGGCUGUCAAACCUGAUGGCCUGAGUUUGACCCAGAACUCCUAAGAGCUGUCCUCUGACCCACACACCUGGUGUGGUGUACACCCACCCCCACAUAAAUCAACAUCAUCAAACUGUUUUAAAUUCAAAACCAAUGGCUGGGGAUGUGGCUCAGUUGGUAGACUGCUUGCCUAGCAGCCACAAAGCCCUGGGUUCAGUCACCAGCACAGGAAAAGAAAAGGAGGUGAUGGGACUAGAGAGAUGGCUCAUCAGUUGAGAAUACUUGCUGCUGCUCUUCUAGAGGACCCAAGUUUGGUUCCCAGCACCCAUAAUCACUGGCUUACAAUCACGUGUAACUCCAGUUCCAGGGGAUGAGAUGCCCUCUUCUGACGUGUGUUGGUACACAGACAUACAUGUAGACAAAACACUCAUACCUAUAAAAUAAAUAAGUAAACCUUUAAAAAAAUUAAAUAAAAACAAAUAAUUCAUAAAAAGAACAACAACAAGAAGCAAAACAAAAUAAAAAACAACAGGUAUAGUGGUACAUACUGUAGACCACUCUGUAGAACUCACUCUGUAGCCCAGGCUGGCCUGGAACUCACAGAGAUCUGCCUGCCUCUGCCUCCCAAGUGAUGGGAUUAGAGUCCUGCACCACCGCCAGCUUUUACCUUUGUUUUAAAUAGACUUUUUUGUUUGUUUGUUUGUUUGUUUGUUUUUCGAGACAGGGUUUCUCUGUGUAGUUUUGGUGCCUGUCCUGGAUCUCGCUCUGUAGACCAGACUGGCCUCAAACUCAUAUACAUCCGCCUGCCUCUGCCUCCCGAGUGCUGGGAUUAAAGGCGUGUGCCACCACCAUCCAUCAAUAAUAGCUGUGUUUAAUAACCAGUUUGAAAGUCCCUAAAAAGGAACCAUCAGCUCCAGCUCACCAUUGCUGGGAAAUCUGCUGUAGAAUAAUCCCCUUGUACAUUGUAAAGAUUUGUCACUCAAACUGGUUUAAUAAAACAUUGAUUGGCCAGUAGCCAGGCAGGAAGUAUAGGCGGGGUGACCAAACUAAGAAUGAUGGGAAGAAGAAGGGCAGAGUCAGGAGUCACCAGCCAGAUGCAGAGGAGGCAAGAUGAGAUUGCCAUACUGAGGAGAAGUACCAAGCAACAUGGCUAAACAUAGGUAAGAAUUAUGGAUUAAUUUAAGUGUAAGAGCUAGUUAGUAAAAAGCCUGAGCUACCGGCCAAGCAUUUAUAAGUAAUAUUAAGCUUCCAAGUCAAUUAUUUGGGAAGCGGCUGCCAGGUAUUUGGGAGUUGCUGGUGGGACAGAAACUUCCAUUUACAGAGAGGUCUGUGCAGAAGAACAGGGUGCCACCUCCUGGAAGUUGAAGGAAGCUUUGGGUAGAUUUGGAAAGUAAACUGGGCCUUCUUUCCUGCUCAGGUGCUAUUUUGGUGCCUUAAUGAAGAAUCGGAUUUUGAAGUGGCCUUCAACCUGGGGGCUAGUGGUGUCAUGACGGAUUUCCCCACGGCCCUGAGACACUACCUAGACAAGAAGGAAUCAAGGGCCCCUGCCUCCUCAGUCUGAGGCCCUGUCCUCUCUUUUUAAGAAAAAUAAAUAUUUUCUUGUCAGCA